This is a messenger RNA of Acytostelium subglobosum LB1, 906 nucleotides long. RefSeq lists its product as hypothetical. Lineage: Eukaryota; Evosea; Eumycetozoa; Acytosteliales; Acytosteliaceae. The transcript has 3 exons. Gene Ontology annotation, cellular component: cytosol. The annotation marks the transcript as partial. The record is from RefSeq and is a predicted model, not a curated record. Gene Ontology annotation, molecular function: magnesium ion binding; holo-[acyl-carrier-protein] synthase activity.
AUGAAUACAAAUUAUAUGUUGAUAGCUACAAACUUUAAGAUAUGGCAACCAAGUGAUGAUGUUUGGAAACAAUGUAUGAUGUUGUUGAAUGAUAAGGUUGAACAACAGAGGAUUGAACAGUUUAAGAGACCGGCACCAGGUGGAGUUUGGUUGACAGGUCCAGCCAACGACAGUGCAAAGUCAUCUCUAAUGGGACGUCUAUUGAUGUUGUUGGCCGCACAACGUUUGAUCAAACUGCCACUCAAUCAAAUCAAGUUCCAACGUGAUGAUAAGGGCAAGCCCUACCUCGUGGCGACCACUGGUACUGGCACAUCAACAUGUUAUCAAUUCAAUGUAUCACAUGAUGGUGACUACACUGUGAUAUACGCAAGGAAUGACUGUCUUACAAGUCAGAGCAUAGGUGUCGACGUCAUGAAGAAUGAAGUGCCAAGAGGUCAGCCGGUCGAGGAAUUCUUUGAAUCUUUGGACUCAAGCUUCACAAAGAAUGAGUGGCAACGCAUUGGAGACAACAAAGUACCGCCUGCCACACGAGUCGGCAGGUUCUUCACGCAUUGGUGUCUUAAGGAGAGUUAUAUCAAAGCAGUUGGUAUUGGACUUGGGUUCAAUCUUCAAUCAAUCCAAUUCCAGGUUGAUGACACACAGACUCAGUCACAGUCACAAUCACCUAGAGUACAAUAUAACAUGUUGGAUGAUCAUGGUAAUGUUAUGGACAACUAUUCACUGGACUCUCAAUGUACAUUCAAGUUGAUUCCAAACUCAAUACCACAACAUAUAAUAGCAAUCUGUCAUCUUGAUCAAUUACCAGAUGAUGCCAAAGAUGAUCAAUCACUACAACUUGACCAAGUACAACCAAUUCAAUUGACAGCAGAGUCUGUCAUCAAUGAAUUAUCGUCCCUAAUGACAUUG